Messenger RNA from Closterium sp. Naga37s-1, 179 nucleotides. NCBI's taxonomy places the organism in Eukaryota, Viridiplantae, Streptophyta, Zygnematophyceae, Desmidiales, Closteriaceae. The record is from the annotation of a GenBank genome assembly.
AGCGGGAGGCGUGGCAGCAGCAGCUACACGGGAGGGAGGGAGGCAGGUUGGCGUGCGGAGGAGGAGGGAGCAGCAGCACCAGCAGCGCCUUCUUUCAGAAGGGAGGCGAGAGGCACGGCAGCAGCAGCUACACGGGAGGGAGGAGGGAGGCGGGGUGGAGUGCGGAGGAGGAGGGGUGA